AUAGAGCAGUAAAUCCAGAGGGGGAGAAGACCCCGAAGAGCUGAGACAACGCGGAGAUGGCGGGGUUUGAAUUCCACGGCGGAAGAAGCUCCGGUUACUAUGUCUGCUGCUUCGUAUUGCUGCUGCUACUUAUUGUUCAGAGCGUGAGUGGGGGAGGAGAAGGGGUGAUCAGAGUCAAUUACAAGUUUUCGGGUUCGGAGCGGACUCUGGCUGCCCUAAGCGCCCACGACGACAUGCGUCAUCUCCGAAUUCUCGCCGGCGUCGACCUCCCCAUCGGCGGCACCGGCCGCCCCGAUUCUGUCGGGCUUUACUAUGCCAAGAUUGGAAUUGGAACACCACCAUUGGAUUAUUAUGUGCAAGUGGAUACAGGAAGUGACAUAAUGUGGGUUAAUUGUAUUGGAUGCUCUGAGUGCCCCAGAAGAGGUUACCAUGGGCUGGAACUGAGCUUCUAUAAUCCAAAGGAUUCUGUUACUGGGGAAUUAGUUUUAUGCAAUCAGAAAUUCUGUAAGGACAUCACUAGUGGUUCAACGCCGAGUUGCUAUGGUAAUACAUCUUGUUAUUACACUGAACUGUACGGAGAUGGAAGUUAUAGCAUGGGCUACUUUGUAAGGGAUGUUGUACAGUAUGAUCAAGUCUCGGGUGAUCUUCAGACUAAAUCAUCAAAUGGAAGUGUUAUUUUUGGGUGUGGUGCUACACAAUCUGAUGAUCUGAGCUCCUCAGAUGAUGCACUUGAUGGGGUGAUUGGAUUUGGGAAAUCUAAUUCAUCCAUGAUUUCUCAGUUGGCUUCAUCUGGUAGAGUGAAAAAAAUGUUUGCACAUUGCCUAGAUGGCGUUAAUGGUGGAGGCAUUUUUGCCAUUGGGCAUGUUGUUCAACCAAAAGUAAACAUGACACCCUUGAUACCAAACCAGUCACAUUAUAAUGUCAACAUGACAGCUAUUGGGAUUGGCCGUGAAUUUCUGAACCUCUCAUCAUAUGUAUAUACACAUGGGGACAGUCAGGGAGCAAUAAUUGAUAGUGGAACAACUUUGGCUUAUCUUCCAGAAGUAAUCUAUGACCAACUAGUGAAAAAGAUACUCUCCUGGCAGCCUGAUUUGAAAUUACGUACUGUUAAUGACGAAUAUACAUGCUUUGAGUACUCUGACAGCGUUGAUGUUGGAUUUCCUCCAGUCACUUUAUAUUUUCAAAAUUCACUCACUUUAAAAGUUCUCCCUCAAGAAUACCUAUUCCCAUAUGAAGAUUUAUUUUGCAUCGGAUGGCAAAACAGUGGGGCACAAUCUCGGGAUAGAAGGAACAUCACACUUCUGGGAGACUUGGUACUUUCAAAUAAGCUAGUCCUCUAUGAUCUUGAAAGUCAGGCCAUUGGAUGGACAGAAUAUAACUGCUCAUCAAGCAUUGAAUUGAAGGAUGAGAUAACCGGGUCUGUACAUUUAGUUGGUGCUCAUUCUAUAUCAUGUGGUUGUGGUCUAGGUUUGAAGACAGCUCUAUUCUUAUUUUUGUUAAUAUCUUUACUACAAAACAUUGUCUACUGAAUUGGCAUAGGGAAACAUAAAAAGGAAUUUUGCAAAGAACUGUUACAGCAAUACAUUGGCUGUCAAAGUCAGAUAGAAGGAAUAGGUAUUAAACCCCACAAAGGUGGUUCUUGAUCCGUGUCAAUAGCAGACUAUCAAAAAAUAUAGUCCUCAUUUUUGUACUCUGUAAAUAAAGCUUUGUAAAUAUUAUGCUAAUUCAGCUUUUUCAAAAGAGCCACAUUGAUUACUCUCGAAAUUGGCGAACGUAUUUAUUA
Messenger RNA from Ipomoea nil (Japanese morning glory), 1783 nucleotides. RefSeq names its product aspartic proteinase-like protein 2. Gene Ontology annotation, molecular function: aspartic-type endopeptidase activity. NCBI's taxonomy places the organism in Eukaryota, Viridiplantae, Streptophyta, Magnoliopsida, Solanales, Convolvulaceae. The transcript is spliced from 10 exons. Gene Ontology annotation, biological process: proteolysis. The coding region runs from base 57 to 1529 and encodes 490 amino acids. The record is from RefSeq and is a predicted model, not a curated record.